AAAACAUUGUCCCAGAAAAUGCUUUGGAAAAUUGAUGCUUCAGAUUGUUCAAAAAUUAAAAAAAAAAAAAGAAAUACAUUGUUGCAAAAUGGUUUAUAAGUUUUAUUCUGCAGAGUUUUAAUCAAAAACAUAUCUGAUGAAAGAAAUCGUUGGGCGCCCGUUGCUGUCACGCGAAACAUGUGAUGCACGUGCGAAACUGCCUAAACGCCGAUGGACUUCACUUCUUUAUGGGGAGGACGAAGUAAGCAAUAUAUUUUGUUUUUGUUCGAUAUAUGGAUAUAGGAUUCGAACCCACGAUCAUAGGUUUCAGGCACGCAAGUCUGUCUAACUAAUACGGCGUCUAAGACAGCUGGGCCUCGGUUGCCCCGGUUAGGUUAAUGCAAACGCACUAUACUUACUUACUUCUUAGACUUUUAUAUACAAGAUUUUCAGCACGAGAAGAUGAAAUUAAGUGAUUAACUGAUCAUUGAUUUGUAAAAAAAUGCAGUAAUCUUCAUGUUUGUAAUUGGCUCUCCACGAAACAAUCUAUAUAAAUAUGUUUGUGCGAUUGACCUCGUGGUCACAGCGGAUCAAUCAGCCUGUCUCCACGUACCGCCUCACCGGCCAAGCGGAAAUAUCUGUGUAGUAGCUUAGUCGGGUUUACGUCAAGGUCAGAUAUAUCAGUAGGAUAAAACCCAAGCUUUGUAUUCUAAUGGAAUCUUAUAUUUAAAUAGGGCUCGAUUUCGUUUAACCUACAGAAGUCAGACCUAUUUGUCUGUGUUAGGUCAUUGUAGCAAGACAGGUAUGUCAAAUAUUGUACACAACCGAUCGCCCCUUUGUGAGAUGAACGCUUGAGUCAUUUAAAGUAUAUAUACCAUCAGUUGAAUUCAAUACACGUACAGCUUCACACCCGUAACGUUUUGUUCAGUUUGAAGUAAUCGACGGACUUGCGUGUCCUAUGCUGGGAACAUUAUACAGUAUCAAUCUAUUCAUCUAUGAUCUGAAGACAGAAUAAUGCUAAUAAUCAUCAAAUGAUCAAACAACAUUGACGUCACGAAGCACACUGAACAAUGUACAACGGAUAUAAGACUGGUGUGUAUAGGUAGCGUACAUCGAUACAACCCAACAGGACAAACAUUCAAAUGAAGUCAGCAACGAUGGCGGAUAAACUGAACAUUCACGUUCUACAGUCCCUGACGCCGUUCAAUAAUCACGGGCAGGAUAUAGUGUCGGAAGCGGCGCGCGCGCUGCUGGUCAGCUGUGUGAAGGCUGACCUAUCAGUCCAUGACACUUUCUUCCCCACGUCGCUCCCCCACAGCUUCGUUGCCCAGGUUGAGCCACGCCUCUUCCCGAUGACCAAGCUGGCCACUGCCUUUGUGGCCUAUACCAUCUCCCGGUGUAAGGAUGAGUUCAAGUUCCACCAGUCCAUUAACAGACAAGCGGCGGAGGAUCUCCUCAGGGACAUGGUGGAGGGACUCCACUGGAAGAAGCUAGGCUUUGCCUUGUACACCAUGUCCUACCCCGACACAGUGAGAGACCACAAGACGGCAAUAACUCUCCGAGACUACAUGGGGGACGACAGUCACAUCUGGGCAGAGAAGCUGUUAGCGGAGAUCAUGGACCCCGCAUGGACCAACGCCAUUUUGAAGAAGAUCAUCAAGGGGAAGUACUCGGACGAGGAUUACAACCGCGACAUGAACGUCCUGUUCGUGAAGCUUCACCUGCUGGACCCCCAGUCCGUCAUCCCCGCCUUCCAGUUCCUGCUGGGCCAGAGAGCCUUGCCUGCCGUGAACCUGGAACUCGCUACUCGGAACUACCUGGGAGGCAUCCUAGACUUUCAGGUGAUCCGACCGGAAGUAGAAACAGCUCUGCGCAAGCCCAGUGUACCCCUGAAUGUGUCCCGCCUCAGCCUAGACGAGGUGGAGGUGUUCUAUGGCGUCCAUGUGGACGAGUUUAUUGUGACUGAGUGCAGGAACAUGGGCUUAUGGACAGGCAAACGGCCAGAGAACUAUAAGAUGUCCAAGCUGAAAGAGAGGUGUAAAGUCAUGUGAUUGUGAUGGAAUAAAUAGUAUCAUGACCGACGAAGAACAAUCUGAGGACUCUAUAUGAACAGCUUCGGCGCUGUGUCAUACGGAAUGUAAUGACUCCACUACCUGUACAGGACUUCGCUGCUUCAUCUUACAGAACGCGAUGACUCUACUUCCUGUGAAGCACUUCGUUCCUUCAUCUUACAGAACGCGAUGACUCUACUACCUGUGCGGGUCUUCGCUCCUUCACCUUACAGAACGCGAUGACUCUACUACCUGUGCGGGUCUUCUCUCCUUCACCUUACAGAACGCGAUGACUCUACUACCUGUACAGGACUUCGCUCCUUCAUCUUACAGAACGCGAUGACUCUACUACCUGUGCGGGUCUUCGCUCCUUCACCUUACAGAACGCGAUGACUCUACUACAUGUGCAGGACGUUCGCUCCUUCAUCUUACAGAACGCGAUGACUCUACUACCUGUGCGGGUCUUCGCUCCUUCACCUUACAGAACGCGAUGACUCUACUACCUGUGCAGGACUUCGCUCCUUCAUCUUACAGAACGCGAUGACUCUACUACAUGUGCAGGACGUUCGCUCCUUCAUCUUACAGAAAGCGAUGACUCUACUACCUGUGCGGGUCUUCGCUCCUUCACCUUACAGAACGCGAUGACUCUACUACAUGUGCAGGACGUUCGCUCCUUCAUCUUACAGAACGCGAUGACUACUACCUGUGCGGGACUUCGCUCCUUCACCUUACAGAACGCGAUGACUCUACUACCUGUGCAGGACUUCGCUCCUUCAUCUUACAGAACGCGAUGACUCUACUACCUGUACAGGACUUCGCUCCUUCAUCUUACAGAACGCGAUGACUCUACUACCUGUGCAGGACUUCGCUCCUUCACCUUACAGAACGCGAUGACUCUACUACCUGUACAGGACUUCGCUCCUUCCCCCUUACAGUGCGCGAUGACUCUACUACCUGUACAGGACUUCGCUCCUUCACCUUACAGAACGCGAUGACUCUACUACCUGUGCGGGUCUUCGCUCCUUCACCUUACAGAACGCGAUGACUCUACUACCUGUGCAGGACUUCGCUCCUUCAUCUUACAGAACGCGAUGACUCUACUACCUGUGCAGGACUUCGCUCCUUCAUCUUACAGUGCGCGAUGACUCUACUAUGCGUACAGGGCUUCGCAUCUAUAUAGGGCAUGAUAUAGACUGCAGUGCAUAAAACAAAAAGUGCACGUAUGCACAGUGAAGUGCAAUACUAAUUCAAAUUAUUCCUUAAUACUGGGGCAUAUAUUUGCUGCCAAACCAAUACGAUGACGUAUGCCCCACGGCCUAGUGCUGAAGACAUUUAGUGCCCUGAAACUGCGAUUGUGUCACUGUGAUAUGAGGGUACUUAUUCAGCGAUAGAUUGAUGUAGAAGAACUUGUUUUUAAUGAACAUGGAUAUAACGUACUAAUAGUUAUGACGAACUAUUUCUAAAAUUCCUACUGUGCAUCCUAAAUGAUAGCAGACAAACUGGUGUUGGCCUUGAACUCAACUUGCUGGACUGACAUUUAACCCGAUCCCUGACACGGUCAUGUGCGGUUUCUGUGAUCCACAUCGUAUCUCCAUAUACGUGCGCCUGGCACGUUGUUACAGCUGCGCUACAGCUUCAGGCUGUCAAUGGGGUCAGGCAUGAGACCAAGAGCUUCAGGACUUCAGACAUAACAGCGUCGGAACUCAACGUUUCUCGUCAGUGACUUACGGUGAACAUCGUUCGAGUUUUAAUGUUCAACAUAGGACAAUAUAUGUUCUGAUAAAUGUGUUCUCUAUAGAGUACUGAUGUACGGGUGUAUGGUGGGCGGGUACAAUGGGGCAACAUUAACACAAACUAGAUGGGUCACGCCUCAGUAGUUGUGUGGAUGAGAAAAUCCUCAGAUUAAAUUCAGAUCAAGAAGCGUUGAACGUGGAACGUGAAAGCUAAUCAGGAAAAUCAAUGAAACUCUCUCUGGAAAUAGAUAUUACUCUAGUCUAUAUUCACAACAUUACCAAACACCCCUCUUCAUCUUCAAACCCCAGCAUCCUUGCAGGUCGUCAUGACCUGUUACAGAAUAACAGAACCACCAUUUUGGUCGGUCGGUCGGUCGGUCGGUCGGUCGGUAGGUCAGUGGCCACAUAGAGCGGCAAGGUUCAAGCCGCAUGAUGCAGACACAGCCAUACAACGUGUAUUUUAUGCUACAUGGGGCAUGGGAUAUGUAGAUACAUGCUUUUAUCAAAGAGGGACAAUAUUCCACGGUCUGGGCGCCCUGGUGUAACUGAAAUACUGUUCAAAGCUGCGUUAUUCCAAACUCACGCCACGGUCUGGUGACACAUAGUGUGGACAUUUUAAUUAUUGGCAUGCGUUUAACUCAGACAUUGUCUGUGUUAUUAAGAAAAUUAGUUGCUUGUUUGAUCAGUAUCACACUUGAGCAGACAGACGAAGUGUUAUGGAGUAACAUUAAUCAAUCUUGAUAGACUGCUGUUUGGGCCGAGUCAAAUCCCACUCUAAAUCCUGAUAGAAACUGAUACAACUCCGAAACCCAGAGCGUAGAUCUGAUUAAAUCAAUUUUAUAAGUGAAACAAAAAAUGUGCCCACUACACUGCCAGGCAAAAGAAAGAACACCCAUGAUGGCUAAAGAUGAAACACACAAGAAAUAGUUAUUCGAUGGUGAUGUAUUGGAAACUGGUAUCAUAGUUGUGUUUUGGACCUAAAGUUUAUAGUGUUUCAGCGACUGUCUGUAUCCUAGUAACGUUUUAAAAACGUUUGUAAUGUUUUGGUUAAAUCCAUUUUACAAGUGUACACUUUCAUUUGCCAGUUUACAUAUUUGAGUCCUUCAAGGAGAAACAACUGAAUCAAACAUCUAUGUUUAUGAUUCAAACCAUGCUCUCUCAACAUAUUCCCAAAGUUAUUAGACCUUUAGAUUCAUCCUACCAGCAUCAACGUAUACUAUAUAAUGCCUGUGAUCUAAGUGUUCAUAAUAAUAUAUGAUGUUACCUUGACGACCUGAUGUAAAUACUCUCCUUGAAAGUCUCCUUAAUCUCAGAUUUUGUCUUCGAUUCAAUCCUCUGAGAGAUGAUUGUAAUGAGGGUUAUCUCCCCUGGGGUAUCCUGUCUCGCAAUAAGAUGUUGCCUCGGGUCACGUGGUUCAUGUAAACAGCCAAUAAGAAGACUGGAUGUGCCAGUACAUUUUUUUAUCAUAAUUAUUAUAAGGGUAAAGCUAUUUUUCAGGGCAUUAUCAUUUGCAGGAGCCCGAGGUCUUCCAUUAACUGUUGAAAAGACCGAGGGCUUCUGCAAAUGAUAAUGCCCUGAAAAAGAGCGGUACCGUUAUUAUAGCUAAAAAGGAUGGAAUUUGUUAUCAAAUAAUAAGAAACAACAAUCUCGGUUUCGAAACAUUUACUGCAGUUAACACGAAUGUCACUGACCCAAUUUUACAAAUAUGGAAACGUCAUAGAACAAACCAGAUGACGUCACUAUUAAAUGAUAAUUCUAUCAAUUUUAGCUAUAAUAUACUGUAAAGUCAUAUCCAGCCAAAUAUGUUUAUGACAACUAUAUGAGACAAUCACUUAGAAACAAAAUAUAGUAUUCGGUAGAGCAUACACGUUAAGUAUGUAGGAGCUUGGUGUGCACAUUUGUUGACUUUGGUGAAUCUCAGCUGUACAAACUGCUUCCAUUACUUCCACAAUCUUGACCAACAAAAGACUGUAUCUCCGUGUGAAUAUCACAGGUUUCAAUCACUCGACUUGUCUGAAGUUGAGAUCAAACUCGCUAGUGAAAUGAUAGCUUAAUGGUGUCACCGGAAACACGUGUAUUUUGUUACCAUUCGGUUCGGCUCGGCACUUUGUGUUAGCGCCACAACACCUCGUUUUAGUUUGUACCUGAGGCUCAUAACGACUCCUUGCACAGACCUAUGUUUGGCCAAAAUACUGUGUUCAAGUUACAGAGUCGUAUAACCAGAUCCAGCAUCGUCAGGUCCAACUGGCCUAAUCCUAGGAUCAUGGGGUCGUAUUUGAUAUAUUAGCUUGUUAUUAGCUUGACGGAUAAUAUGUUACCUGUAUCCCCGUGACUAGCCGUCACUGCUUCCUGUGGAUUAAUGCAUGCACGAUUAACCUCUUCUGUGCCUUUUGAUGAUAAUAAUGAUGAUGAU
This is a messenger RNA of Haliotis rufescens (red abalone), 6176 nucleotides long. RefSeq lists its product as uncharacterized. Bases 1122 to 2030 code for a protein of 302 amino acids. The transcript has 5 exons. The record is from RefSeq and is a predicted model, not a curated record. NCBI's taxonomy places the organism in Eukaryota, Metazoa, Mollusca, Gastropoda, Lepetellida, Haliotidae.